GUUUUGCGUGCUUGAUGCCCGUGCUGUUCUUGGCAAUUUGUACAUGGGUGGUUCUGGUGCAUCUUCCCGCCCGCUUGGCCAGGUCAGAUGCAAAAUGUUUGGAGAGCUACUCCUUCCUGAUCCGCCGUUUCCGACCUGGCGCUGAGAUUGCUUCAGUGCUUUUUCUUGUGAGAAAUGCUUUGGUGGUGCUGUGCCCCUUAGCCACCUCCACACCUGGGCAGCUGGCCAUGAUGACUUUGAUCUUUUAUGUCAACUUGAUUGGAGUCUCCUUUUUCAAGCCAUGGCGAAGCAUGUCCUGCAAUUUGCUGGACUGCAUGCUGCUGUUUGGGAUGUUGGUGAUACUUCACGUGGGCACUGUGUCUGUGACAGACUCCAACCCAGCCGCCAGCAUGGCUAUGGUAAUGGUGUCUGUGGUCAUCAUGCUGUUGUCAAUCCUGCUGAACUUGCUUAACGGCGGCUAUCGUUAUUUCCAGCAGAAAUAUCGGAAGCAGUUUCGCUUCUUCACCUGCCAUCAGAAGAACGCAGCUGGGUCCAUGGCAAGGUUCUUGAAGAUGGAACUGGAACUACGCAACCCUGGCACCAAGACCUUUAUCGACUGUGAUGAUCUUACCGAUCUCACAAGGCUCUUCAGCUAUGUGGGACAGGACACGGAAACUUUCCUCAUCAUUGGCAGUCCGGCAAUUCUCACGCGCAAAUGGUGUGUGGGUGAGAUGGUGACAGCACAUCGGAACAACGUGAAGACUCUGCUCCUUUCUUGGCCAGCAUUCCUGAAACCAGAUGAGAAGUUCAUUGAGCACUUCCCAACCCUCGUCCCAGAUUAUGGAGAGCUCGCCAACCAUGGCAUUGGCCUGUCAGAUGUGGCGAAAACUUUCAGAUGGCUGCACACGGUCGCAAGUCACAAUUUGCCAGAGAAAUUCACGCCGAGCUCGGCAUUUCCUCUGGUAAGUAUGUUGUGUGGCCAGUCAUUGUCAGCUCGCAGAAGGACAUCUUUUUAUUCCACAGAUUGCCCAGUGUUAGCAAACCCUGAAGACACAGAGGCAAUGGCCACGGCCAUGGUGCUGUCUUCAAUGUUGAACCCCAAACUGAUUGGCACCCGUUUGCCACUUACCUCCGUCUUGGAGGAAAGCAACGACGUGCGCGACGGAGCCCAGGUGGCGUUGAUGAUUUGCAGUUCCAACUGCUGGAAGUCAGCCCAAGUGGAGCGCUGGUUGUUGCAGACCAGCCAGCUCCCUUCCUGCGGAGUGAUUCCAGUGAUCGCUGAAGACAACUUCUUGGUACCAUCACCAAGCAUGUACGAAGAGCUGCGUCCAACCUCUUUGCUUGAUCAGCAAGAAUUCCAGCGCUACUGUAUGGUCAUCAAGGCUCUUUUCCAAGAGAUUGCAGUAGUCUUUGUGCCGCAGAACUAUUCCUCCACCCAUGAAGAUUUGCUGCUUCGAGCCAAUCAAGCAGCUGGGAGGCUUCAGGCCAUCCUGACACCUCUGGCUGAGAAAGUGAGAGCCAUUGAGGAUAGGGAUGGCUACAAACACAUCGCAGAAAUUGACAAAGGAGUCACUCUUAAGGAGGACGACUGGAAGGAGGACCCUGUUCUCGGAAAAAUUGUGACCGCAACGCUGUAGUGUUCUUUUUUCUGAUGCCGAUGAGGGUCAAAGACUCGAUACAUUAUACAUUUUUUCAGUUCUUCUUGUUGCUGCCUUUCCCUAGGCUAGGGUCUCGCGAAUGCGCCCGUCGCGCAGAAUUAUUGCACAUUCCACAAAGUGGAACAUUGUGCACUUCAUGCAACAUCAAGAGGUUUCAGGAGUACGUUGUGCGAGGUCCAAAA
Messenger RNA from Cladocopium goreaui, 1819 nucleotides. Lineage: Eukaryota; Dinophyceae; Suessiales; Symbiodiniaceae. The record is from the annotation of a GenBank genome assembly.